AUGGGCCCACAGUCAGCGUCACGCGAGACGCGGAUGACCUUUUCUGGCUUCAUGGAAGGCCAAGCAGCCAAGCAGAUAGUAAGACUGCUACGCGACUGUGAGACCGUAGUACUCGCGUGCGUAACGGCAGCGAAGGUCGACUCGACCACCUAUUCCACGGUUCUGCCUGGUUCUGAUGGCACAACGGCGAUCCGUCCAGCUCUUGAAGAGGACUAUGUCAUCUUCGUGGCCGCCUACCAGGCCAAGGACAAAGCCGAUCUAAUGCAACGGCGCGAGCAAAUUCGACAAGGACAAGUCCUGCAAGCACAAACAGUUAGGAAGCUGAAUGUGUUCGUCCACACCGUAAAUAAAAGUUAUUCUGCUUGUUUCAAUGAUGCAGAAGCUGACAUUUCUCACCGUAACAACGCUAGGCUACCUGUUCAUGCCCAGUAUAGCGCCUGCUACAACGUAGAUGCAAGCAAUUGCAAAUCGUACGGCAACUCGCGUAGCGCUAGUCGGCGAAUUGAACUGAACAUGCAGUUCCGCUUCUCGCGGGUGCAUCGGACUGAAGGCCCCACAACCACCAGAUCCGGACAGAACGCACGCUACAAUACGGAUGCAUGGACUAAGAAGCGCGGUGCACACAUGCAUCUGCGCCAGCUUGCUGUCAAGCUGCAACAGGCGCGCGCCGCAGCCAUGUGGACGAUCGGCCUGCGCACUUGGGUCGAUCACACCGAGAUGCAAUCCCAGAUGCGCCGUUACAGUCGCAGCGGGGGCAAGCAGGCGUCAAGAAUAGUCCGUGAGAAUUGCGGGAGAAGCCGGGCGCGCAUCCCUCUGCCCUUGGCGUCGCUCGCCGACUUCAGGGGCUGCUCGACAUUAGUGUGGGCGGGGAGGGGGGGAUCCACCGCGGCAAGCAACCGGCACGCACCGGUAGGAUACGUAUCUGCAAGUCCACUGCAUAGGCGUGGCGGCACGAGUUAUCUGGGGUUUCAGCGCGGGCCGCAAGUGGGGGAUGUGAUCGGGCACAACGAAACGGAUGCAGGAAACAACGAUAGGAGCUUGCGGGUGAACGGAUCCAGCCCGGCGCAGCGCCCUGCGUUGCCUGCUGGGCGUCGGAACCAGGGCGGCUGGGCGGGGGUGGUGAGACGUCUCGCUAGGCGGUGCGAUGACGCAAGGCCGAGAGCAGGAAGACAUGCGCCAGCGUUUGCUGGAGAGCAACGCCAUACGCUCGCGCUGCGCUGCAAAGCUGGUGGUGACGCACCAGCGCUACGCAAGUGCUCUCGCAGUGGCGCGGAUUCUAGAGGCAUGGCAAGCGCGUACAUUUGCUCAUUGGGGCGGCAGACUGGCAGCGAACAAGACGGGCUCCGAUACGAAACAUGGGCAUCCAAAAAUACGGAGCGACGCGUAAGCGCACACGCAAGCACGACAACAGAUGCGUCAUUUGCUGAGGGCUCGGGCGGCGGUACAGCCUCGACAGGAAGAUCGGAACUUGUUGAAAGCCGUAGACCAGAGAUCGUGUGCACUAGGAGAAGCGGCAAGGGAUCUCGGAAGACUGGCGGAUUAGGCGAGUGGAUCGCAAAAUACCAUGUACACAAAGGGCGAGAACGGCAGGCCGACCCUUGA
Postia placenta MAD-698-R-SB12 is the source of this 1602-nucleotide messenger RNA. RefSeq lists its product as hypothetical. Lineage: Eukaryota; Fungi; Basidiomycota; Agaricomycetes; Polyporales; Adustoporiaceae. The record is from RefSeq and is a predicted model, not a curated record. Bases 1 to 1602 code for a protein of 533 amino acids. The transcript has 8 exons.